AUGCUCUCAAACACUAUCGAGCAGGGCGACACUAUAGAACAGAGCUCCACUAUCGAGCAGGGCGACACUAUAGAACAGAGCUCCACUAUCGAGCAGGGCGACACUAUAGAACAGAGCUCCACUAUCGAGCAGAGCUCCACUAUCGAGCAGAGCUCCACUAUCGAGCAGAGCGAGAUAGUGUUGGUGAUAGCUAGUCAGUGUGCUCGAUAG
Lodderomyces oxycetoniae is the source of this 210-nucleotide messenger RNA. RefSeq lists its product as uncharacterized. Bases 1 to 210 code for a protein of 69 amino acids. The record is from RefSeq and is a predicted model, not a curated record. The transcript has a single exon. NCBI's taxonomy places the organism in Eukaryota, Fungi, Ascomycota, Pichiomycetes, Serinales, Debaryomycetaceae.